AUGAAAGACACACAAGCCACUCAGGAAAUUUCAGCGGUCCUGCAGAGUGAAGUCCAUGAGCAGGAAGAUAAAAUGGAAAAUCAAGCGCAAAUUGAAGACACACGUGACGAUCUCCCAAAGACACAGCGAUCUUUAGUACAGUUUUUUCCAACGUCAGCGGAUUCAGAUACCACUACACUGCCAUGUUCAUGGUCAUUAUCCAAUGAAAUACCUCUCAGUUACUAUCUGUCCAGCCCUCAGGUUAGUGGAGUAACUUUUUCAACAAUUGGACCAAAGCCACCUAAACCUGCUCUAGUGAGUCAUUCCCAAUCAGAAGACAGCUUGGGACUCAACAACUUCAAAAUUCCAAAGAAGCACACUAUGCCGGUGCUUGCUUCUCAGCCAGCUGUGAUUGGGGAAGGGGAAGAUUAUUUCCUAUCUUUGUUUGGUGAUUCAAAGAAACUUGUCGUGCACUCAUUCCACACCAAGAAAACUUGGAAGCACUUUUCUAUGAUUCUUGAAGAAGUGGGCCAAUCUAGAUCCAGUGCUCUUGGAGACAUUAAAAUAGCUGAAGUGAAUGUCAAAGGUUUAUGCGUGAAGCUCAUUAACUCUUCCCUUGACAAAGAAAUGGAAAUUGGAAAUCAUAUUCUCCAACAAAAUGUGGAUGGACAAACAGUCUCUCUGUACCAAUUCCUUCCCAAUAUCAUAAUGCAGGCCAAUUCCACAGUAACAGUCUGGGCAGCAGCAUCUGAAGCAAAACACCAGCCACCAUCAGAUUUUCUCUGGAAGGAACAAAACAGAUUUAGGACAAGCCCAAAUUGUACAACAAUCCUGUGCAAACCUAAUGGUGAAGCUGUUGCCUGGUACACUCCUAUUCACUGGAAGCAAGCAUGGGAGAAAUUAGAGACUGACAUUGAAUGUGACAGAUGCUCAGUAGUAAGUCCAACAUCUCAAAGGCACAUGUUUCAUUGGCCAGCAGCUACAACUACAACUAAAGAAAAACAAGAUCAGUCUAAGCAAGAUAUCUCAAAAUAUCAGGUGGAACGAGUUCAAGCUUCUCUUACAAGAGAAAAAGAAAUCCCACCAACCCUUUUCCCCAAUCGCAGCCCUUGGUGCCACAGUCCUAAUGUCUCUGCACAUCCUUACUGUCCACUGAUUGAUCCUCACAACACCUACAUGACUGAACACAGCUUAGACAGACAGCCCAGGUCUCAGUCAGCCAGGCCUGAUCCAGCCAGAGAUCAAGGAAAAACAGGACGUCUGAGUUACAAAAGCAAUAGGCAGUCAAUUCAACUUUUAAAGGACAAUAAUAUCCAAGUCUAG
Molecule: messenger RNA, 1302 nt
Organism: Lipotes vexillifer (Yangtze River dolphin)
Lineage: Eukaryota; Metazoa; Chordata; Mammalia; Artiodactyla; Lipotidae
Gene: LMNTD1
Product: lamin tail domain containing 1
Exons: 9
Coding region: 1-1302 (433 amino acids)
Cellular component (GO): nuclear envelope; cytoplasm
Source: RefSeq, a predicted model, not a curated record